AUCGAUCUGAAGUGAAGUACGGGCUUCUGCUGGAGCUGUGAGACAAAAUGGCUUCCAGGCUGGAGGAGGAGCUGAUCUGUUCCAUCUGCCACGAGCUCUUCAAAGAUCCUGUGGUUCUGUCCUGCAGCCACAGCUUCUGUAAAGUCUGUCUGAAGAACUGGUGGAGGGACAAACUCAAGAAGACCUGUCCAGUAUGUCAAAGGGACUUUCCUCCCAUAAACCGGGCACUGAGGAGCCUGGCCCCAAGGAACCUGGCCCUGAGGAACCUGGUGCAGAAGUAUGAAGAGCAGCGAGAGCAGAACCCUCCCCUGUGCAAACUUCACUCAGAGAGGCUCCGGAUCUUCUGCCUGGACCAUGAGGAGCCGGUGUGUCUGGUCUGCAGAGACUCCAGGACUCACACUGACCAUAAGUUUAGUCCUUUGGAGGAGGCGGCCGAGGACCUGAGGGAGAAGCUGAGGAGGAUCAUCAGGCCUCUGCAGGACAAACUGCAGGUUCUGACCGAGACGAAGCAGCAGUUUGAAGACACGGCGGCUCACAUCACAGCCCAGGCUCGACACACAGAGGCACAGAUCCGAGACACGUUUGACAAACUGCACCAGUUUCUGUUGGAGGAAGAAGAUACCAGGAUGAAGGCUCUGAGGGAGGAGGAGGAGCAGAAGACUCAGCGCAUGAAGGACAAGAUGGCCGCCGUGAGCAGAGACAUGGAGACUCUGUCCAAAACCAUCGCGGAGACGGAGGAGCAGCUGAUUGCCAUAGACAUCUCCUUCCUGUUACACUACAAGUCCACACUGGAGAUGGUGCAGCGCUGCCCCCUGGUGGAGGACCCAAAGAUGGAGCAUAGAGCUUUAAUAAACCAGGUCAAACAUCUGGGCAACCUGAGCUUCCACAUCUGGAGGGCCAUGAAGACAGUGGUGAGGUUCUACCCCAUCGUUCUGGAUCCAAACAGAGCGUACCCCGGUCUGAUCCUGUCUGAAGAUCUGAGCUCGGUGAAACUCGAAGCGAAACAGUGGCUUCCACAGAAUCCAGAGAGACCCACGUACCGCAGUGUCGCUGGGUCGAAAAUGUUCAGAUCGGGGACGCACAGCUGGGACGUGGAGGUCGGGAACAAUAAAGACUGGGACGCAGGUGUGAGCGGACACGUUCAGAGAGGGGACAAACAGGAGCACGGGUGUUUCAGUGUAUGUUUCUUAGAUUAUAAAUACACAGCCUGUUCGCUCGCAGACACAGACACAGCGCUGACCGUGAGGAAACAUCUACAGAGGGUCAGAGUGAAGCUGGACUUAGACAGAGGAACGCUGACCUUUAGUGACCCCAACACAAACACCGACCUCCACACGUUCACGGACACGUUCGCCGGGGGCAUGACUCCAUAUUUAUCCACGUUCAACAACAUCCCCCUGAAGAUUUUACCGAAGGACGUCACCGUGAAAGUAUAAAUGAAACCGAGGGACCAUCAGAACUGUGGGAAAGUCCAGAUUUUGUCUCGUUUGAAACAGAGAAACAGAGAAAUACAUUACAAGCAGGAUUUAGUGUCGAGAUUACUACUGUUUUAAAACUUUCUUAUGGUCGUCAAUUCUUCUUUUUGACCCUCGUGAGCUCCUCCCAGUAGAGUUACGCUCAAGUUCUGGGCUCAGUUUAACUCCAAUUAGUUUCUCUUAUACUGUAAC
Periophthalmus magnuspinnatus is the source of this 1667-nucleotide messenger RNA. RefSeq names its product E3 ubiquitin-protein ligase TRIM35-like. Gene Ontology annotation, biological process: protein ubiquitination. The coding region runs from base 48 to 1436 and encodes 462 amino acids. Lineage: Eukaryota; Metazoa; Chordata; Actinopteri; Gobiiformes; Gobiidae. The record is from RefSeq and is a predicted model, not a curated record. Gene Ontology annotation, molecular function: zinc ion binding; ubiquitin-protein transferase activity. The transcript is spliced from 3 exons.